AUGAGAAAAUGCUACAAAGCUCCCCACACGUUUUCUAGAAUUUAUUAUGCCACCGAAAAAAUAAAUUCAGCUCAAAGAAUCAGGGCGGUAGAGAGUCGUGCACAAGAACCUCAAGACCAGCGUGACGAACGUUUGCGACAGAAUAUUACAAGAACAAGAGCGGCACGAGAACGAAACAUAGCUAUAGCACGAGUACACGAACGACAUAGGCAGCGGAUUAGCCGCUCAUUAAUACGUACAUCAUUUGUUCGUCUUGCUUUUGAAUAUGCGCCAGAUAUUAAGUACUCUGCACAUUCCAAAAUUGCUAUCGGUGGAAUGGAUAAAGUAUGUCAAUAUUGUCAGGCAUUGAAAUUACGGAAUGAAACACCCGGCAUGUGCUGCGCAUCAGGAAAAGUUGUGCUAUCACCUCUUCCCACUCCUCCGGAACCUUUAUUAUCCCUUCUUGGUGGCGAUUCAGAUGAUUCAAAAUUAUUUUUGCGUAAGAUACGCAAAUUUAAUUCUUGCUUCAAAAUGACGUCAUUUGGCGCAACUAAAAUCUGCGAUUUCGCGUCUGAUCGACGUAAUUUUGAAACUACAUUCAAAAUACAAGACCAUGUGUACCAUCAAAUCGGAUCAUUGAUGCCCAUGCCUGAUAAUAAUCCGAAAUUUCUUCAAAUUUAUUUUAUGAGCAAUUGUGAAGAGCGCGUGACGACUCGGUCCCAGUAUAAUUUCAUUGAACAAGCAGAGAAAAGAGCAAUUGUAAUAUUGCUGGAAACCUUUUUAGAAGAUCAGAAUCAACUAAUUCCGUUGAUUAAAAGAGUUUCGCCACGACUGCAAAAUGACAACUAUCAAAUCGUCAUCAAAGCCGACAAAGUACCAUUAGGUGAACACGCUGGUAGAUUCAACGCUCCAACUGUUGAUGAUGUUGCCAUUAUUAUGGUCGGUGAUCCAGUUGACAAAAGAGCUAUAAAAAUUACACGGCGAGACAACACUGUCAGUACCGUUUCGGAUCUACACCGUUCAUAUGACGCACUGCAAUAUCCAUUAAUAUUUUGGCAAGGACAGGAUGAAUACCACCUUAAAAUCAACCAGUGUGAUCCAAAUACAGGUGUUUAUGGAAAUGAAAAAGUUAGUUCAAUGAACUACUACGCACACCGAAUAAUGGUUAGACUAAAUCAGGACAACUAUUUCCUACGAUUUCGUCAGCUAUUUCAUCAAUACAUUGUUGAUAUGUUUGCUAAGGUUGAAAGCGAACGCCUGCGAUGCAUUCGAUACAAACAGGCUAAAUUACGAUCGGAAGAAAAUAUUCACUUACGAGAUACUGUUGCUGGAAACAUCGACGGAAAUUUGAAUCCCAAUGACAUCGGUAAGUCUUUCAUUUUACCUUCAAGCUACAUCGGCAGUCCACGGAAUAUGCAGGAAUACAUACAAGAUGCCAUGACUUACUUUUUGGUAUCACACGUUGAUGGCUAUAUACGGUUGAAUGAUAAAAUCCGUCCAGAAGAAAUUGAACAAAUAAUUUCAGCCGAAAUUCCAGACCCAUUAAUUGAUCAGGAAUUAUUUGGUAUUGUUAGCAAACACAUGAUCCAUGGGCCGUGCGGUGCUUUCAACAUGACGUCAUCAUGCAUGGAAAAUGGAAAAUGUAAGAAAAAAUUCCCAAAGCCGUAUACGAAUGACACCAUUACGAAUAUCGACGGUUAUCCAAUGUAUCACCGCAGAAAUAGUGAGAAUGGUGGCCACACAUUCACAAUGUCACUACCGAAUUAUCCAAAUCAACACAUCAAUGUUGAGCUUUGCAAUUCGGUAAAAUCAAUUAAGUACAUUUGUAAAUAUGUAAACAAAGGCAGUGAUAUGGCCAUAUUUGGUGUACAAAAUAUCAAUAACAAUGACGAAAUAGCACGAUACCAAAUGGGCAGAUACAUUAGCAGUAGCAAAGCUAUUUGGCAUAUUCUUAGCUUUCCCAUACACGAAAGAGAUCCUUCUGUCCAGCAUCUAGCAAUACAUCUUGAAAACGGUCAACGUGUAUACUUCACUGAAGAAAAUGUUUUUCAAAGAGGGCUUGAGGAUCCAAAAACAACUCUAACCGAAUUUUUUACAUUGUGUCAAAAAUCUGAUAUUUUUGGCCAAUUCGCAAAGACAUUGAUAUAUGCUGAUGUUCCACGUUAUAUUACAUGGAACAAAUCUAGGAAAAAAUGGGAGCCACGAAAACAGGGAAAACCACAUCCUUCCAUUACAGGUAUAUUCAAAGCUAAGACAUUGGGGCGACUUUACACGGUACAUCCAAAGCAAUGUGAGUGCUUCCAUUUACGUUUGUUAUUGGUGAAUGUUCCCGGACCAACGUCUUUUAAAUUUCUGCGAACAGUUAAUGGUCGAGUAUUCAAUACAUUUCAAGAUGCAUGUCGUGAACUGCAAUUGCUAGAAGACGAUAACCAUUGGGACUUAACGCUUGCUGAUGCUGUGUUGACAUCAACACCCAAUAACAUUCGUCAGCUGUUUGCCAUUAUUUUGACGACAUGUUAUCCAUCACAAGCACAAACUUUGUGGGAAAAAUAUAAAAAUUGGAUGACAGAAGACAUAUUGCACCGAAAUAGACAGAUCAAUGCCAAAAUAUAG
Diachasmimorpha longicaudata is the source of this 2592-nucleotide messenger RNA. RefSeq lists its product as uncharacterized. The transcript has 7 exons. The coding region runs from base 1 to 2592 and encodes 863 amino acids. NCBI's taxonomy places the organism in Eukaryota, Metazoa, Arthropoda, Insecta, Hymenoptera, Braconidae. The record is from RefSeq and is a predicted model, not a curated record.